AUGUCAACGAAACAUUUACGACGGUUUUUGCUAGAAAAGACAGCCGAUGAAGGGAAGACUAUCAAAAAAGAAGCCAUUAGCAGAGAAUGCGAGCAAAGCUCUGAUGAUGAAGAUGUAUCAAAAGCUUUCAUCUGCAAUAGUUCAAAAGACAGUAAUUUCAAAAGUGCUGUUACCAUUUGUCAGUUUAUUAAGGUUGCCACAUAUGAAUUCUUGGAGGAAUUGAGAGAAGGGCAAGAUGAAACUAGCGGGAAAGUAAAGGAGGCAAGAAUGGAUGAGGGAUCAGAAAAUAAAGCUGUAAAGAAAAGGAAGAAAGGAAAGAAAAAAAGCUCAAGUACAACUGCAGUAAAUCGCAUGAAAAUACUGAAUAAUUUCCCAUUACAAAAUACUGUGUCAAAGCUUAGUAGUAAUAAGCUUUUCGAAAGGGACUUAUUUAAGAUAAAUGGCAGAAAACUAGAUGUAGAGAAUGAAUUACGCUCUAUUUUGGGUCGGAAAAACACGCAUGUGACUCAAAGGCGUCGAGUAGUUUUUGGUAAAAUAGUAAAACGGAAGGAAACAUGGCCAGAGAUAAAGAAUGUUGGCCUGUCAAUGGAAUUGGAGCGCACAGAAGGAAAUAUACUUUGGUUCAGAUUUUCGCAUCAUGCAAAUUAUCGUGAGGUGCAGCAAAAUUUUUGGAUGGCUUCUGACUCCUCAGACCACCAGUCUUUAUCGGACAUUUUGGCGCAAUAUCCAUAUCACUUAGACACUUUGAUUGUCAUGUCCGAACAUUUUCGACAACAAGAAGAUUAUCAGUUGUCGCGUGAUUUGAUUGAACGUGGUUUAUUUUGUUGCGAAACUGCGUUUGCCCCACGAUUCCAGUUAUGCAAUUUUGAUCAUCGUAUCAAUUAUUCCGAUGCUGAAAAUCGAGCAUUUUAUUUGUUACUUCAUCAGCACAUGCGAAAUCUUCUUGAUCGCCGCUGUUUCAAAACGGCUCUUGAAGUUGCAAAAUUAAUUUAUCGUUUGGAUCCAGUUUCAGAUCCUCUCGCCAUAUUGCUUAUCAUUGACAUGAUCGCCAUAAAAGCGAAGGAAUAUGAAUAUUUAAUUCAGCUUUACAAUACAUUAGUGGUUCCAAGAAACUUGGAUAAACUUCCAAAUUUUGCCUAUUCUGUACCGCUUGCUCAUUUUCUGCUUUUCUGCGAAACUGAAGAUGUCAAAGAAAAGGAAAUUGCAGAUACUAUGAUUUCUUCUGCUAUCGUACAUUUUCCUACUGUUGUUAUGAAAAUUUUGGAUGCACUAAAUGUUCAACCCGAUUCUGACUUGGAAAACAAUUCACACAUGAAUAUGUUAGGCUAUCACAGGGAAAGUGAAGGAAUAAAAACACUCACAGUUCUAUACACAAAACUGUCAUCAUCGAUUUGGUUAGAAAAUACGUCGAUAAUACCGUGGCUAGAAACAGCCACUAGAUCCUUUCUGUCAUCAUUCAACCGUUUUACGAAUGAGUUCAAGGAAUGGCAACAUUUGAGAAAAAUAUAUUAUGUUGGAAUACCUCUAAAUAUUCAGCGACAUGCGUACUUGUGGGAAGUAAUUGGAAACCAGAGAUGGGCUAUAACAAAUCCUGCUCCACCACGCGAUGGAAAUAUGCGUUAUUCGAGACUUAGAAAUGAACAAAGAUCAGAUUCUUUUCUCUCAGGAUUAUUAACUUCCAUCUGGUCUCAUCAGAGUGGGGUAAGUGUCGGCUUGAUUAACUCAUAA
Messenger RNA from Thelazia callipaeda (thelaziosis nematode), 1728 nucleotides. The record is from the annotation of a GenBank genome assembly. Lineage: Eukaryota; Metazoa; Nematoda; Chromadorea; Rhabditida; Thelaziidae.